Molecule: messenger RNA, 426 nt
Organism: Diatraea saccharalis (sugarcane borer)
Lineage: Eukaryota; Metazoa; Arthropoda; Insecta; Lepidoptera; Crambidae
Source: the annotation of a GenBank genome assembly
ACAGUCAACAUUAGAACUCGUAGUGACAGCUUGCUUUGCUAGUCAGACGAAAUUACCAGCAACAUGUACAAAUUGAUUAUUUUGUCCACCAUCUUGGCUUUAUCAGUCGCCGCUCCCCGCCCUGGUUUGGUAGCUUACUCUGCUCCGGUGAUUGUUUCACCAGCCGUCACCAGUUAUUCUGGAUACUCCAACAGCGUGGUACAUGGAUCACCCCUGUCUGUAGUACCUGUGGUCCACCAGCCACUGGUACACUCAGUACCACUCACUUACGCGGCGCACGUACCAACAGUACUUGUUUGAUUGUCUGUAAAAUAAAAAAAUGCCCCAAAAUCGAUUUAAUGAAAGUGAAUUUAUGAUAUAAGAAAGUGUUUGAACCCAUGUUGUCUUUGUAAAUUUCUGUUGAUUAAAAUAAAGGAAUAUGCAAGC